CCGAGCGCCCGCCCCCUUGAGUAUAAAAGCCUCCCCAGGGGGGUCAGCCCCAGACGGUUUCCGAGCUGGCUGUCGCGCCCUGCACGUCCCGCUGACCGCGUGCCCGUUCCUGAGAAAUGUCUGGCGACGGGACAGAAGCCACCGUCAGCAGCAGCCCGGUGACAGCGGAAGAACCGGUACAGCAGCCGAGCGUGGUGGACCGCGUGGCCGGCAUGCCCCUCAUCAGCUCCACCUGCAACAUGGUGUCGGCGGCCUACGCCUCCACCAAGGAGAGCCACCCCCACGUCAAGACCGUCUGCGACGCGGCCGAGAAAGGCGUGAAGACCCUCACGGCGGCCGCCAUCAGCGGGGCCCAGCCCAUCCUCUCCAAGCUGGAGCCCCAGAUCACGUCAGCCAGUGAGUACGCCCACAGGGGGCUGGACAAGCUGGAGGAGAAUCUGCCCAUCCUGCAGCAGCAGACGGAGAAGGUUCUGGCAGACACCAAGGAGCUGGUCUCAUCCAAGGUCUCGGGGGCCCGAGAAGCCGUGUCCAACACCGUGUCCAGCGCCAAGGACACAGUGGCCACCCGAGUGACGGAGGCGGUCGAUGUGACCCGGGGCGCUGUGCGGACUGGUGUGGAUGCCACCAAGUCUGUGGUGGCCAGUGGCGUCCAGUCGGUCAUGGGCUCCCGGGUGGGCCAGGUGGUGCUGAGCGGGGUGGACACGAUGCUGGGCAAGUCUGAGGAAUGGAUGGACAACCACCUGCCCAUGACGGACGCUGAGCUGGCCCGCCUCGCCACGUCCCUGGAGGGCUUCGACAUCGCGUCGGUGCAGCAGCAGCGGCAGGAGCAGAGCUACUUCGUGCGUCUGGGCUCCCUCUCGGAGCGGCUGCGCCAGCGGGCCUACGCUCACUCUCUGGGCAAACUGCAGCUGACCCGCCAGCGGGCCCAGGAGGCCCUGCUGCAGCUGGCACAGGCGCUCAGCCUGAUGGAAACCGUCAAGCACGGAGUCGACCAGAAGCUGCUGGACGGUCAGGAGAAACUGCACCAGAUGUGGCUCAGCUGGAACCAGAAGGAGCUCCGGGGCACCGAGGAGAACCCAGCCAAACCAGAGCAGGUGGAGUCCCAGACGCUUACCAUGUUCCGCGACAUUGCCCAGCAGCUGCAGAACACCUGUGCCUCGCUGGGGUCCAGCAUCCAGGGGCUGCCCUCCCACGUGAAGGACCAGGUUCAGCAGGCUCGCCACCAGGUGGAGGGCCUCCAGGCCACCUUUUCUGGCGUCCAUUCCUUCCAGGACCUGUCCAGCACUAUCCUGACGCAGAGCCGAGAGCAGGUGGCCAAGGCCCGAGAGGCCCUUGACCACAUGGUUGAGUACGUGGCCCAGAACACGCCCAUCAUGUGGCUGGUGGGACCCUUUGCCCCGGGAGUCGCUGAGAAGGCCCCAGAGGAGAAGAAAUAGGACAGUCAGAAGGGGGCUCGAGGGACCUAGUCUUUCCCUGAGGGGUCAGCACCAGCGCUGGACCCUUCGCCCCCUCGCCUCGCUUGGAACGUGUUUCUUCCCUUCCCCCUGGCCCAUCUCAGCUACCACCUCGGGGAGCGCCCUCUGCCGCCUCGGAGAAAGCACUGCCUGCCUUCAUCAGUCAUUAGGGGGAGGUUUCCAGAAACAGAUUUUUUUCUAGGAGGCCCCCAGGCCCCCUCCAAAUUUUUUCUUCCUAGAAACAAAGGCCAGGUUUCUUACAUCCCACCUGUGCCACAUCAAGGCCCCGGGAUAUCCGCCUUUAGCUAACGGACUUGGACUUCUGGCUUGCAACGUGGCCCUUCUGGGGUGUGGGGUGGAGGCAGAACCGCUGAGACCCAUUCCGGAGCGGACGGGGGGCGGGGGGCCCUGGGGCCUGCCCGGCCGCUCGCGGGUGCCUGGAGUGUCACCGUUGCCUUAAUAAAUCUCACCUGCCGCUGAGUACAGGCUGUGUGCGCA
Neofelis nebulosa (Clouded leopard) is the source of this 1952-nucleotide messenger RNA. It is a transcript of the gene PLIN3, whose product is annotated as perilipin 3. Gene Ontology annotation, cellular component: cytosol; lipid droplet. The record is from RefSeq and is a predicted model, not a curated record. Gene Ontology annotation, biological process: positive regulation of triglyceride storage; lipid storage. The coding region runs from base 117 to 1436 and encodes 439 amino acids. The transcript has 8 exons. NCBI's taxonomy places the organism in Eukaryota, Metazoa, Chordata, Mammalia, Carnivora, Felidae.